Anastrepha obliqua is the source of this 1350-nucleotide messenger RNA. RefSeq lists its product as uncharacterized. NCBI's taxonomy places the organism in Eukaryota, Metazoa, Arthropoda, Insecta, Diptera, Tephritidae. The coding region runs from base 76 to 1041 and encodes 321 amino acids. The transcript is spliced from 4 exons. The record is from RefSeq and is a predicted model, not a curated record.
ACGAUGCUAAAAUGGAAACUUGUCGUACACCAGAAAAUGCUGCACGUUCACUUUAACUGAACACAAUUUUUCAUAAUGUACAAUAAUUUGGUAAACAUUAAAAUGGUAAACGAACUCAAUAAGCCGCCUUCUCAGGAGAAUUUAGUGCUUGGUGAGCGUCUGCUCGCCUCUCAACGUCAGUUGCAAGAGAUGCAAGAGGAACAUCGACAAUUGCUACAAGAAAUGGAAAUACUGCGACAACGGGCUGCCGCAUUGAGUCAUUUGAAUGAACAGCAAUACGGGCAUGUGGCUGAUCAUCGCAGCGGUAGAUCAGUUAUAAACACCGCAGACGAAAGUACUACGAGUACAAGCAAUCAAACGGUUGCCUCAGAGCAUGUCGAUUUGAACGAUGUGGAGCAAGAAAACACUAACCCAGCAACAUCAAUUGAAGCUGUGGAACAAACAACAACCGAUUUAAAUACGAGCGCAAACAAUACAGAAACUACAAAUCCCGCUGCGCUACCAAACGCCGCCGAUAACGAUGAAGACGAUGAAGAUCCAGAAACUGCUGAGUAUUUACAGAAAAAGUUGGCUGAGAUUGCGCAAUUAAAAGCACGUUUUAAGCGAGUCCAGAACAUAAUGAACACCACUGAUAUGAUAGAGGAGCAUAUCACCUCAAAGGCUAUACCAAAUAAUUCUGUUACAACUGCGUUGGAAAAUUCAUUGCAUAAAUUACUCAUUGCGGAUAGUUUGUCAGACGUGCAGUCUCCGCAAGUCACUAGCACCACAAUUACUCAGCCAAAUAUUAAGCCAAGCGAAGAGGGAGUCAAUAAACAAGUUGACCCAACGAAGAACGAAAAUACGAUCAAUGACGACGAACAAACGCUUAACGCCUAUGCACCAUCAUCAGAAGCAGCCAACGAGGAGCUUCUCUCGGCCAUGAUGAAUAUGUUUAGUGAUUUUACAGCAGAUCUACGUAGUCAAGCAGACGAUUUGCGAGCCGAACGUGAUCGUUUGCGUGCGCUCAAGGAAGAUCUUUUGCGCCGAAAACGUCAGUCAUAAAAUGUUGUUAGUCAAAACUAUCACCCCGGAUGGUCUAAGCUAACUAACGAAGCCACAAAAUAAAUGUUUAACUGACUUGGAAAAGUGGUGUAGACAUGUAUUUAUGCCAUAAAUUAUGGGAAAACACCAUGAAGCGGCUAAAUAUAAUAUAACGCUGGAUUGAAGUCAACAACCAAACAACUUUCAUCGAUUUAGGUGGUGUGCAAGUUCGUUCAAAUUUUAGUUCCUUAGCUAAUAUUUCACACUUUCCAGGACGAACUCAAUUUAGGAAAACUGCAGCUACACUGUGCGAGUUUGUUUGAUAGCCUA